UCCAACAGGAGGAUGCCAGCCAGUCCAUCCAGGCCUAGUCCUCUGUGAGUUUAUUCCCACCUCCCCCAAACAUUUGGAAAUGGAUGUCUUGACUCAUUGGUGCAUUCCCAAGUUUUACUGCCACACAUCUUUUUCUUUGAACGGAACUGGCGUUUUGCAAGAAAUAGACCAAGUAUCAGUGGGAGUCACGGCAAAUCCCUGUUCCACGCUGUGAUGGGUGAAACCCUGGGAGAUCUUCUUAUUGACCCAGAGAGCGAGCCCUUUGCUGUCACAGUGUCUGCAAGUGCCGCACAAGAAAUUACCAUGGUUGACACAGAGAUGCCGUUUUGGCCCACCAACUUUGGGAUCAGCUCCGUGGACCUUUCUAUGAUGGAUGACCACUCCCAUGCCUUUGACAUCAAGCCCUUCACCACCGUUGACUUCUCCAGCAUUUCCGCUCCGCACUACGAGGACAUUCCAUUCCCAAGAGCUGACCCGAUGGUUGCAGAUUAUAAGUAUGACCUGAAGCUCCAAGAGUACCAAAGUGCAAUCAAAGUGGAGCCUGUGUCCCCACCUUACUAUUCUGAAAAGACUCAGCUGUACAGUAAGCCUCAUGAAGAGCCUUCCAGUUCCCUCAUGGCCAUUGAGUGCCGGGUCUGUGGGGAUAAAGCUUCAGGGUUCCACUAUGGAGUUCAUGCUUGUGAAGGAUGCAAGGGUUUCUUCCGGAGGACAAUCAGAUUGAAACUUAUUUAUGAUAGGUGUGAUCUUAACUGUCGGAUCCACAAGAAAAGUAGAAAUAAAUGUCAGUACUGUCGGUUUCAGAAGUGCCUUGCUGUGGGGAUGUCUCAUAAUGCCAUCAGGUUUGGGCGCAUGCCCCAGGCCGAGAAGGAGAAGCUGUUGGCGGAGAUCUCCAGCGAUAUCGACCAACUGAACCCAGAGUCUGCUGACCUCCGGGCCCUGGCAAAGCAUUUGUAUGACUCCUACAUUAAGUCCUUCCCGCUGACCAAAGCGAAGGCGAGGGCGAUCUUGACGGGAAAGACGACAGACAAAUCACCAUUUGUUAUCUAUGACAUGAACUCCUUAAUGAUGGGAGAAGAUAAAAUCAAAUUCAAGCACAUCAGUCCCCUGCAGGAGCCCAGCAAAGAGGUGGCCAUCCGCAUCUUCCAGGGCUGCCAGUUCCGCUCCGUGGAAGCCGUGCAGGAGAUCACAGAGUACGCCAAGAGUAUCCCCGGCUUUGUGAACCUCGACUUGAACGACCAAGUGACGCUCCUAAAAUACGGCGUGCACGAGAUCAUUUACACGAUGCUGGCCUCCUUGAUGAAUAAGGAUGGGGUCCUCAUAUCCGAGGGCCAAGGAUUCAUGACACGGGAGUUUCUAAAGAGCCUGCGAAAGCCCUUUGGUGACUUUAUGGAGCCCAAGUUCGAGUUUGCUGUGAAGUUCAACGCACUGGAAUUAGAUGACAGCGACUUAGCAAUAUUUAUAGCUGUCAUUAUUCUCAGUGGAGAGGAGACAAUCGAGGCGCAGUGAGCUUCAUCAGCCCGCCCAGGGUCACAGAGCCGGUUAGUGAGAGCUGCUCGAAGCAGAGCACACCCGCUUUUCCCACUCUCCUGCUCUGUCUUUGCCUUGACUGAGGCCCAGUAAGGGCGACAGUGAGACACAUCAGUAAGUGAUCUAACUCGCCACUAGAGAAAACAUAAAUCAGUGACCACAGAAUUUCAGCCAAAGUUUGUCCGUCACAUCAUAAAAAAAAAAAAAAAAACCUUGCCAGGGAGAGGCUUGCAAAUCCAAACCAGAUCCUUCUCCCCUCCUAGAGACGACAGUUGCACUGCACUGCGCGGCGGCCAAGCGUUUCCAGCAAGCGCCCUCAGCUGCAUUUGAGGCUUUAGCUUAUUUGAACUGUCACGAUAAAUGAAACCUAGUAGAUGAACAUCAUCUCCACUGCAGAAGCUUUGACCCCCGGAUGCUGCUCUGGAGGAAGGGGAGCGGGACUAAGGAGUCAGGCUGCCUGUGAGCAGAGGGUCCUGCGUUACGCGUGUGCGGUCCCAGCCCACGGAGGAGCCGCACCGACUCUUCCACACAGGGCGCUGCCACUUGCGACGCACAGCGUGUGCUGUCCAGACCUUCGAAAUCUGGCACAUCUGUUUGGGGGCAGGAUUGGCAGCCUUUGAACCAAAGGCACCGAUCCAGGAUCUGCUCUUCCUUGAAGUGUCAGGGGGUUUCAUUAUUGCAUAGCAACUGUGAGAAAGGAUGACUCCUCCAGGGGCGUGAGUCUCUAGGCCAGGACUGAAUCAUCUGUUUCAUUCUCAGAAUCAGAGAUUCUUGCUGAUGGCUCCAAAAUUAAGUGCUGAAAUUAAACAGAAAAAAAAUUA
Odocoileus virginianus texanus is the source of this 2348-nucleotide messenger RNA. The record is from RefSeq and is a predicted model, not a curated record. NCBI's taxonomy places the organism in Eukaryota, Metazoa, Chordata, Mammalia, Artiodactyla, Cervidae.